Molecule: messenger RNA, 564 nt
Organism: Tuber aestivum (summer truffle)
Lineage: Eukaryota; Fungi; Ascomycota; Pezizomycetes; Pezizales; Tuberaceae
Source: the annotation of a GenBank genome assembly
AUGGGGCAGAGAGCUACGGGGGAUAACUCCGGCAAGAUGAUCAUCUCCACAAGAAAAGAAGGCAUUACUUGCGCUGGGAUGGUAGCCCGCUGAAGGGGCAUACAGGUAGUUUCGGACAGCUUUAGUGGUCUCCCAAUGAGCGCCACGUCUUUGCCUCCGCAUCUUUGGGCGGAACAGUCAAGAUCACCGACUCCUGCGCAAAGACAAAUCAGCACCAAUUGUCAGUCAAUGUCUCAUCUUCAGACAUCAAUGUUGCAUCCUGGUGUCGGGCAGUAACCCAUCUCCUUGCCACCGGCUCCGGCGACGGAGUCUGGGCAUCCGGGAUCUCGGAACUUUCCUAAUGCCCUCAAGGGUGAACAUGUAUCUGCUACUGCGAGCUCUACCUUCCACUAGCAACCAAUCACCAAUUCUGGGUUUUGGCCUACUGAGGAUGGUAUUGUUGCUGUCGUGUCUACCGGCUCGACGAUUACACUUUGGGACGUGAGUGUUGAGUUGGGCGAUAAUGAGAGCAAGGAUACUGGUGGCAUGGAGGAUAUUCUACCCCAAUUGUUGUUUGUCCACUAG